Molecule: messenger RNA, 2919 nt
Organism: Brassica oleracea var. oleracea
Lineage: Eukaryota; Viridiplantae; Streptophyta; Magnoliopsida; Brassicales; Brassicaceae
Exons: 2
Coding region: 1-2919 (972 amino acids)
Biological process (GO): proteolysis
Molecular function (GO): aspartic-type endopeptidase activity
Source: RefSeq, a predicted model, not a curated record
AUGCAGGCUUUGCGUGACGACAUCGAGGGGAUGAAGGCACGCUUUACUGCAAUGGAGGAAGACAUCACGCUGGUCAAGAGGGCUAGUGUGAAUGCUGAAGCCGUUGGCGGAACCAGUAUUGGUAAGAUUGAAUUUCCAAAACCAAACCGGUUCAACGGUGUACGGGAUGCCAAGGAGGUCGAGAAUUUCCUUUGGCAGAUGGAGAUAUACUUUGACAAUCUCAACCUGGUGGCUGAGAAUGCAAAGGUUAGGGCCGCUACGUCUUACCUGUCGGACACAGCCAUGCUAUGGUGGCGAAGGAAACAUUCCGAGAUCGAGCAAGGAACAUGCCGGAUUGAAACUUGGGAUGAUUUCAAGAAAGAGUUGAAGCGACAGUUCUACCCAGAGAACGUUGUAUACGAGGCCCGUAAGAAGUUGAGGGAACUUCGACAGCGUGGCUCGAUCCGGGACUAUGUGAAGGAGUUCACAACGCUCAUGCUUCAGAUUCCGAACAUGACCGCGGAGGAUCUUGUGUUCUACUUCACCGAUGGACUGCAAUCUUGGGCCAAGCAAGAGUUGCAGCGUCGGGGAGUUAAGACGGUGGACGAAGCCAUCGCGGUGGCCGAGUCUCUGACUGACUUCCGUACCUCUGGGGCGUCCGAGUCCUCAAAGAAGAAGGAACAAGGCGUGGCUAAAGGUGGGGGAGCGAGACGGGAUACUGCCCGACCAUCCAGCUCAAGGAGUUUUGACAAGGGUGCUCGUCGGGAAGACUUCGAGGCAAAGAAAAAGUCCUUUGUUCCGAAGGGAGGAUGCUUUGUGUGCAAGGGGCCACAUGCAAUGAAGGACUGCCCGAAGAUGGGGUCUUUAUCGGCUAUUAUGGAGAGUCGUGACACCGAGACUCCAGGAGAAGAACCAGGAAAGAUGGGGUCGUUGCAACUUCUCAACGCCCUGAAGGCUAACCCGGGAGUGAAGCCAACGAGCAAGGGGCUCAUGUACGUGGAAGCUCGGAUUAACGAUAAGCCAACCCGAGUGUUGGUGGACACGGGUGCCACUCACAACUUCAUGACAACAGACGAAGCUGUGAGACUUGGUGUCAAGUGGUCCAAGAAAGAUGGUUGGAUGAAGACGGUGAACGCAAGGGCUCAACCCGUCGAUGGUAUAGCUCGAGGGGUCAGGAUGAGGCUUGGAAGCUGGAGCGGUCCGGUGAACUUCUCAGUCGUUCCCAUGGACGAUUUCAAGGUAGUCUUGGGUAUGGAUUUCAUGAGACAAGUCUCAGCCGUACCCAUGCCUGCGUUGAGCUCGGUAUGCAUUUUCGAGAAGGGAUCACCGUGCAUGAUUCCGGCCUUGGAAGAAAACACCGACGUAAUGAGGCAGCUAUCGGCGAUGCAACUCACCAAGGGGGUGAAGAGGGGUGAACCCACGUUUUUGGCAAUGAUAAAGGUGGAGGAUGAGUCCAAUAACAUGGAGGAUAUCCCUCAAAUCAUCAAAACGGUCCUUGAGGAGAACAAGGACGUUAUGCCGGCGAAGCUGCCCGAGAAGUUACCACCAAGGAGGGCGGUGGACCACCAGAUCGAGUUGGAGCCUGGAGCCAAACCACCAUCUAUGGCGCCUUAUAGAAUGGCUCCAUCCGAACUGGAGGAGUUACGGAAACAACUCGAUGAGUUAUUAUCGACGGGGAAGCUGAGACCGUCGAAGGCACCUUAUGGGGCCCUAGUCUUGUUCCAAAAGAAGCAUGAUGGCUCAUUGAGGAUGUGCGUGGACUACCGGGCCCUUAAUAAGGUAACGAUCAAGAACCGUUAUCCCAUUCCGCUGAUUGCUGACCUAUUCGAUAGACUUGGUGGGGCGAAAGUCUAUACAAAGAUGGACUUGCAGAAGGGUUACUACCAAGUCCGGAUAGCGGAAGGGGACGAACCGAAGACUGCAUGCAUAACGCGGUAUGGGUCGUUCGAGUGGCUGGUAAUGCCAUUCGGUCUUACGAACGCCCCCGCCACAUUUUGCACCCUGAUGAACCAGAUCCUACAGCCCUACUUGGAUCGGUUCGUGGUGGCAUACUUGGACGAUAUCGUUAUCUACAGCAACUCGAUGGAGGAGCAUGUGGAGCACUUGCAGACCGUAUUUCGGGUUCUCCGCGAGAACGAGUUGUUUGUGAAGCGAGAGAAGUGUUCUUUCGCCACAGAAGAAGUUCAGUUCCUUGGCCAUGUUAUCGGCCAUGGAAAGCUGAAAAUGGAUGAACCGAAGGUCAAAGCAAUUAUGGAGUGGGAGGCCCCAACCAAGGUAACGGAGUUGCGAUCUUUCCUUGGUCUGGUCAACUACUAUCGUCGGUUCAUCGAGGGGUAUUCAAGAAAGGUGGCACCACUGACGGACCUUCUCAAGAAAGGGAAAACAUGGGACUGGUCCGAACCGUGCCAAGAAGCCUUCGAGGGACUAAAGACCGCGGUAAGCCAAGAACCUGUCCUGGCCUUACCCGACUUCAGUCUCCCUUUCGAGUUACACACGGAUGCCUCCGACUUUGCCAUCGGGGAAGUGCUGAUGCAAAAUGGACAUCCAAUUGCCUUCGAAAGCCGCAAGCUCAAUGAGACUGAACGGCGGUACACGGUUCAAGAGAAAGAGAUGACUGCGAUAGUCCCUUGUAUGCGAGUUUGGAGACACUAUCUUCUUGGAGCACAUUUCUCGGUCAAGACGGACAACGUGGCGACAAGUUAUUUCCAGACCCAGAAGAAGUUGUCCCCAAAACAAGCAAGAUGGCAAGACUUCCUGGCUGAGUUCGAUUACACUUUGGAGUACAAGCCAAGAAAGGUGAAUAUGGUGGCCGAUGCACUAAGUCGGAAGGAACCUGAUCUAAGGCUUAUAAGCACGAAAAUGGAUCCAUCUCAUAUGGUGUCCGAUACCGCACCAAACGAGCCAUCACACCACGGUGGCAUUGAUCUUGCUAGAUCAUAA